AUGGUGGCGAAGCUCUCUAUCGGAGUCAUAGUUCUACUGAUCUGUACUCUCUCGCUGCUUUUCUCGUUUAACAUCGGUGGUAAUCCCGAGCCGACGCGUCCUUCUAAGAUAAGCGUGGAGGAGCUUUGGGAGAGUGCUGACUCUGGUGGUUGGAGACCAUCUUCUGCUCCACGAUCUGACUGGCCUCCUCCUACGAAGGAGACAAAUGGUUAUCUCCGUGUUCGGUGUAAUGGUGGUUUGAAUCAGCAACGUAGUGCGGUAGAUGCCAACUCGUUUUGGCAUGAUGAUAGUGGUUUCCAAGGAAUAUAUGACGUAGAACAUUUUAUUGAAACCCUGAAGUAUGAUGUUAAGAUUGUGGGAAAGAUCCCCGAUGUUCACAAAAAUGGGAAAACCAAGAAGAUAAAAGCGUUUCAGAUACGUCCUCCUCGAGAUGCCCCUAUUGAUUGGUACUUGACAACUGCUCUAAAGGCAAUGAAAGAACACAAUGCUAUCUAUCUUACACCUUUUUCACAUCGGUUGGCGGAGGAAAUUGACAAUCCUGAAUAUCAACGGUUAAGGUGCAGAGUGAACUACCAUGCUUUGAGAUUCAAGCCACACAUCAUGCAGUUGAGUGAAUCAAUUGUUGACAAACUCCGGUCACAGGGCCACUUCAUGUCCAUCCAUCUUCGUUUCGAAAUGGAUAUGUUGGCUUUUGCAGGGUGCUUUGACAUAUUUAACCCUGAGGAACAGAAGAUGCUGAGGAAGUAUCGUAAAGAAAAUUUUGCAGAGAAGAAGCUUAUUUACAACGAAAGAAGGGCUAUCGGGAAGUGUCCACUGACCCCUGAGGAGGUAGUUGGUCUUAUAUUACGAGCGAUGAGAUUCGACAACUCCACAAGGAUAUACCUAGCAGCAGGUGAGCUGUUUGGCGGGGAAAGGUUCAUGGAACCAUUUCGAACUUUAUUCCCACGUCUUGAAAACCAUAGCUCGGUGGACCCCUCUGAGGAGCUGUCAGCAAAAUCACAAGGAUUAAUAGGAUCAGCUGUGGAUUACAUGGUUUGUCUCCUGUCCGACAUUUUCAUGCCAACAUACGAUGGACCGAGCAACUUCGCCAACAAUCUCUUAGGUCAUCGCCUCUACUACGGUUUCCGCACCACGAUCAGACCAGACAGAAAAGCUUUAGCUCCAAUAUUCAUAGCUAGAGAGAAAGGCAAAACCGCUGGGUUCGAAGAAGCAGUGAGACGUGUAAUGCUGAAAACGAACUUUGGAGGGCCUCACAAACGCGUAUCUCCUGAGUCGUUUUAUACAAACUCAUGGCCUGAGUGUUUCUGUCAGAUGAAUCCGAAGAAGUCCAGUGAUAAAUGUCCGCCGGAUAAUGUUGUUGAGAUUCUGGAAAGUCGGUUAGAGAGUGUUGGAGAUCCAGAUUCAACUUCUCAGACAAAUUCCACGGUCACUGGAUUAGAACGGUAA
Eruca vesicaria subsp. sativa (arugula) is the source of this 1446-nucleotide messenger RNA. The record is from the annotation of a GenBank genome assembly. Lineage: Eukaryota; Viridiplantae; Streptophyta; Magnoliopsida; Brassicales; Brassicaceae.